UUGAAAAAAUGCAAGGUACGAAGAGCGUUCGUUUCGAGGACGUUGAAAGCCUGAUGGAACAGAUGAUGAGAGUCGCUAUAUUUCGACCGGCUGAAAAACGUGACAUGUUAAGAAUUUCGAACAACUCGAACGAUCCAAAUGUCAUAAUGGAUCUGAGACACAAGACGAUCGGUGAGUCUCUUCCGGUAUCGAUGUCGAAGAGUGCAGUUCUCGCUGAAGUGACGAGGAUUAUAAUGGACGAAGAGACUCAAGCUCUGUACCGGAAACGUGAGAACGAGCUGUUGGAAAGCGAGUUAAAAAAAUUCGAAAAAGGACUGUCGAGCUCCAGGCCAAGGUUUCGAAGCCCAUACCCAUGUGGGAAACGCAAAUUUCUUGAAAACAUCGAUGACUACAACGACCUCUGGAAAAUGGCACCUCGGAGGGUCAAGGUUAGAGUGAAGGACAUUUCGAAAGCGCCUGAUUUAAGAACCGAUGAAAAAGCCAUUGAAAAUUCGUGCGGCAUCGAAACUAUCAAAGUGACGAUAAAGGACAAAUCCAAUUCCGGUUGCAAGCGUAGAGAAAUUGAAAUAAUGAAAGCGUGUUUCGAAACGUGGGUCGACUGGACGAGAGAGGGGGUCCGUUUGAGAGAAUUAAAAUUGAAAAUCCAGGAAAACGUGGCAAACCGUAGACUCAAAAAAUAUUUUGAAAUGUGGAAGCAAAAAAUAGAAAAUUCGAAAAAACUCGCUGAAAAGAGGAAGGAAAAUGUUGUCAUGACCGACGAGAGAAAAAUCGAACUUUUCGUUAACGCCAUCAACGAAAAACAGAAGAAAAUGGCAAAGAAGUCAUCGACCUUAGACUUCAUUUCAAAAAUUCAAAAAAAUCCAUCGAGCGACGAGAGUCAAAAAAAAUUUGGGGGAAGCCGUCAAGCCUCUGCCAAAAUCCACCUCGUUCAACCCCCCACUCUCAACCGUUUAAACGCGCAGAAAAAAAUAAUCGAAGAACAGAGAAUGAAACUGGCUGAACAGAACAAAAUAAUCGAGGAAUUGACCCUCAAUAAAAUGGAAAAAGACGCGAGAAAAACUGGCAGAGAGACUAUCGACGCGGCUAAGGAAGCUCUCGCUCAUUGCGGACGAAAAACUCGAAGAACUUUGGUACAAUUGAUGCGCGAGGAAGGAUGCAGGGACAAAAGUCUUCUGGAGCCACCUCGAAUCCCCAGCCCCCCAAGGUUUUUGGCAAGGAUGGAGGCGAGAGCCGCAGCGAGACGAGAAAGAGUCAAAAGAGCUGAAGAAGAGAGAAAAAAGAAAUUGGAAGAGCAGCGAUUGAAAGAAGAAAAUGCGCGACGAGAGGACGAGGAGAAUCGGAAGCGUUUGCAGCUGGAAGCGCAGAGGGAAGCGAAACGAAUUCGCGAGGAGGCGGAGAAACGGCGAGCUCGAGACCUGGAGAGGACGAGAUUGGCCAACGAAAUGGCUGACGAGUUUUAUCGAAAGUAUUUGAUGCGUCGUUACAUCUUCGAUCCACUCAUUCUCCUCAUCGAGCAAAAGCAGAAAAAUAGAAAAAUAGCGGUGGAGCAUUACGAUCGGAAUUUGUUGAGAAAAAGCAUUGAAUUUUGGCGAACAGAAACGAAAAAUUUGUUGGAAGUGAAGCUCGAAUUGUCGGUAACAAUUUGGAGAAGAAAUCUGCUGUGGUAUGCGUUCAAAAAUUGGCUCGAGGCGACCAGAAGCGAAGGCAAAAAAGCUCAAGUCGCCGUCGACUUUUACGAGUUACAAUUGCAGGACAAAUGUCUAAAAAUUUGGUGCGAUCGUGCCAUGGAAUCGAAACUCCGCGAUUCAGAAAACUGCCAAUUGGCCGUUCUUCACAGUGAAAACAGGCUGAAAUUAGGCUGCUUCAAAAAAUGGCGCAAGUUUUUGGACAUCUCUGGAGACGUCAAAGAGUCCGAUCGAACGAGGAAUCUUUGGAGAGAAUUGGUACAGCGCGUCGUCCCUGACUUCGAUCCAAAACAACGAGGAGUCAUGAUCGAUGAUUGAAACUGAAAAGAGAAAAAAAUUAGCUAAGGAGACAACAUUUUUAAAAAUUUACAAAAAUUCACUCAAACACCGUUUACGGACG
Venturia canescens is the source of this 2085-nucleotide messenger RNA. Its product is annotated as coiled-coil domain-containing protein 191. Bases 9 to 2003 code for a protein of 664 amino acids. The record is from RefSeq and is a predicted model, not a curated record. The transcript is spliced from 4 exons. Lineage: Eukaryota; Metazoa; Arthropoda; Insecta; Hymenoptera; Ichneumonidae.